This is a messenger RNA of Histoplasma mississippiense, 1728 nucleotides long. RefSeq lists its product as hypothetical. The coding region runs from base 1 to 1728 and encodes 575 amino acids. The transcript has 5 exons. Lineage: Eukaryota; Fungi; Ascomycota; Eurotiomycetes; Onygenales; Ajellomycetaceae. Gene Ontology annotation, biological process: transmembrane transport. The record is from RefSeq and is a predicted model, not a curated record. Gene Ontology annotation, molecular function: transmembrane transporter activity.
AUGGUGACCCUCUCCAAUGUAGGCGCGGACGUGGAGAAGGACAUCGUUCCUGAAGUAAAUGACGCCUCCAAACGCGACUCGGACAAUGCUUCUGCGGACUUCCAGCCGGGUGUUAAGCGUGUUCGCGCUGUCGCCUCUGUUUGGUCAAAGAAGACCCUGUGGCUCACGCUCUAUUUGGUGGCCUUUGUCGACAUGCUCUUGGUCUCCGUUCAAUCCACGCUCAACCCGUUCAUCACCUCUUCGUUUGAAAAACACGGACUCCUGGCCAGCGUCAGCAUCGUCGCCACGAUUCUCAGCGGCUGUUCAACUCUCACGCUGGCCAAGAUUGUCGACGUCUGGGGUCGCAUUGAGGGCUUCCUCUUCAUGCUUCUCGUAGUCGUUGUCGCCUUGAUCAUGAAGGCGACCUGCAAGAACAUGGAGGCGUAUGUGGCUGCCCACACCCUGUACUGGACCGGCCAUAUCGGUAUGAUCUACUGUGUCGACGUCAUGUUGGCCGAUAUGACGACCCUGGGAAACCGGAUGAUUAUGUUCAGCAUCAACAAUACUCCGACCAUCGCGAGUACCUUUGCCGGUCCCAAGAUUGCCGACCUGUUCCUUUCCAACCUGAACUUCCGGUGGGCUUUUGGGGCCUUUGCCAUCAUGCUCGUUGGAGUCAGCCUUCCGGUCGUCGUUAUCAUGCUGUUCAUGGAACGCAAAUCCGUAAAGGCGGGUUUUCUUACCAAGGAAAAGUCCGGCCGCUCAGUGUUGGAGUCGAUCAAAUAUCACCUCAUAGAGUUUGACGUCGUGGGAAUUGUCCUCAUCACGGCUUCGUUUGCCUUGAUUCUCCUCCCGUUUAGCAUUGUGGUCUAUGCCCCUAAAGGCUGGGCGACUGGAUAUAUCAUUGCCAUGGAGGUCGUUGGCGUUGUGUGCGGGGCGAUAUUCCUCGCAUGGGAGAGAUUCCUUGCUCCCGUGCAAUUUCUUCCUUUCAAGUAUCUCAAAAACCUUACCAUCAUUGGCUCCUGUCUGCUAUACGGAGUUAUGUUUGCCUCGGCAUUUUGUUGGAACGCAUACUUCUACUCUUACCUUAUUGUGGUGUACAGGCUGACCAUCACUACUGCUGGCUACGUCCUUAACUCGUUCUCACUCUCGUCUGCCAUAUUAGCGCCCUGGAUUGGCGUCUUGAUUAGAUAUACCGGAAACUUCAAAUGGGCCGCUUACGCCGGUAUCCCAUUUAUGCUUCUCGGAACGGCCCUCCUAAUUCCCUUCCGCCAGCCUAACACCUCCAUUGGCGCCGUCACCAUCACCCAAGUCCUCGUCGGCAUUGGCACCAGCUUCUUCUCCGUCUGCGGCCAGCUCGCCGUCAUGUCCGUCGUCAGCCACCAAGAAGUCGCCGUCGUGCUCGCAAUCUGGGGCAUGUUUGGCUCCAUCGGCGCUUCUGUCGGCCUCGCCAUUGCAGGCGCGAUGUGGAACAACAUCCUUCCCUCCCAGCUCUACCGACGGCUCCCCGAGGAAAGCAAGGCCAUGGCCGCCCAGAUUUUCGGAGACAUGCAGCUGCAGAUGUCCUACCUCGAUGGCACGCCCGAACGGGACGCCAUCGUCGGAGCGUACGCUGACGUUCAGCGAAAAAUGGUUAUUGCCGGUGUCUGCCUGAUGCCGCUUGUCAUGGCUUCCAUUGUCAUCUGGAGGAAUGUCAAUAUCAAGAAACAGGAGGAAGAGGAGGGCUCUCAGACAACAGGCAAUAUCUUUUAA